GCCAAUCCAACCCCAUUUAUACACACUUCAUCUGUUUGCACCUAGACAUUUUCCAAGUCCAUCUCUCUCUCUUUCUCUCUCUCUCUCUCACACACAACCCUUUCCAUUUCAUUUCUGUUGCAUCGCUCUUUGUGCUCAUGGAAGUUAACACCACAGGGCCACUUGUUGGUCUUUUAGCAGGAAACCAUACCAACAAACAACACGACUCUUCACAUUUUCAAGGCCAUGACCACCACCACCACCGUCACCACCACAAAAUUUUCCCUUCAAAAUCCUUUCUCUUAAUCACCAUAUCCAUCAUUUCAUUUGUGCUCCUUCUUGCCAUAUUUCUCAUCUUAUUAAUGCUCAGACGACUCAAGUCCUCCAAAAACAAUGGUCUUUACAAAGAGAGUACUGGCAUCCAUAAUGGCAGUAGUAGAUUCGUUGCUCAAACUGCUAUAAAUUUCAAUUCUAGCCCAGAGUUGAAGGGUGGAUGUCUCCAUGGAGGGCAUUUUGGGAGGUCACAACUACAUUAUCAUCAACAUGGAUACAAAGGAGUGCAAGUAUUCACAUACAAGGAACUUGAAGUGGCCACAAGUGGAUUUAGUGAAGGGAAUGUGAUUGGUAGAGGAGGCUUUGGAGUGGUGUAUAGAGGUGUCCUACGUGAUGGAACUGUGGCUGCAAUUAAGAUGCUCCAUAGGGUGGGGAAGCAAGGAGAGCGUGCUUUCAGGGUUGAGGUGGACUUGCUUAGCAGAUUGCAUUCUCCUUAUUUAGUGGAGCUGCUUGGCUAUUGUGCUGACCAACAUCACAGGCUCCUUAUCUUUGAAUUCAUGCCCAAUGGCAGUCUCCAACACCACCUUAACAAUGGACAUCAGCCGUUGGAUUGGGGGACCCGGUCGAGGAUAGCCCUUGAUUGUGCCAGGGCUCUUGAGUCCAUUCAUGAGCAUGGCAUCUCACCAGUUAUCCACCGCGACUUCAAGUGCGCCAAUGUUCUCUUGGAUCAAAAUUUCCGGGCCAAAGUAUCGGAUUUCGGAUUGGCCAAAAUGGGUUCGGACAAGAUCAACGGUCAGAUUUCAACGCGCGUGCUGGGGACCACGGGAUAUCUGGCACCAGAGUAUGCUUCAACUGGAAAGCUUACAACAAAAUCUGAUGUAUACAGCUAUGGUGUUGUUCUUUUGGAGCUGUUAACAGGUCGCGUACCGGUAGAUACCAAGCGACCCCCUGGAGAACAUGUCCUUGUUUCAUGGGCCCUUCCAAGGUUAACAAGCAGAGAAAAGGUUGUGGAGAUGGUUGAUCCAGCUUUAAAAGGCCAUUACUCAAAGAAGGAUCUAAUUCAGAUAGCCGCUAUUGCCGCCAUGUGUGUGCAGCCAGAAGCAGAUUAUCGGCCUCUAAUGACUGAUGUUGUGCAGUCACUGAUCCCACUCGCUAAGAACUCAUCUGUCAGUAUCUCUAGCUCCACAAGAUUUACCAACCAAAGAGUGAGUCCCAGGUAUCAGGUUACUCCAUGAAAACUGGGAC
Messenger RNA from Morus notabilis, 1497 nucleotides. Its product is annotated as probable serine/threonine-protein kinase PBL7. The transcript has 6 exons. Gene Ontology annotation, molecular function: ATP binding; protein kinase activity. Gene Ontology annotation, biological process: protein phosphorylation. NCBI's taxonomy places the organism in Eukaryota, Viridiplantae, Streptophyta, Magnoliopsida, Rosales, Moraceae. The record is from RefSeq and is a predicted model, not a curated record. Bases 138 to 1487 code for a protein of 449 amino acids.